Molecule: messenger RNA, 1452 nt
Organism: Guillardia theta CCMP2712
Lineage: Eukaryota; Cryptophyceae; Pyrenomonadales; Geminigeraceae
Exons: 7
Coding region: 1-1452 (483 amino acids)
Biological process (GO): biosynthetic process
Molecular function (GO): pyridoxal phosphate binding; L-alanine:2-oxoglutarate transaminase activity
Source: RefSeq, a predicted model, not a curated record
AUGAAGCCCCACGUGCUCCAGCGCCGAGGCAUCCAGCUGACUGCAGAGACGAUCAAUCCCAAGGUCCUCGAUGCUCAGUACGCCAUCCGAGGAGCUCUCGUCCUACGUGCUAUGCAGCACGAGAGGAAUCUCAAGGAGAGUGUCAGGAUGCCGUUCGACGAGAUCAUCUACUGCAACAUCGGCAACCCGCAGCAGCUGAACCAGAAGCCGAUCACAUUCUUCCGACAGGUGCUGGCGCUGAUGGACUAUCCUGACUUGGUCGAAAUGCCAAAAGCGAAGAAAUUGUUUCCUGAGGACGCGAUUGAGCGAGCAAGGAUGUUCUUCAGCAACAUCCCAGGAGGGACGGGAGCGUAUAGUGAAAGUCAGGGCAUCCGGCUGGUCAGAGAGCACGUGGCAGAGUACAUCUCAAAGAGGGACAAUCUUGUUGCUUCUGCGGACGACAUCUUCCUCACGGACGGCGUGAGUCAGGGAGUGAACAUGUCCAUGAACGUUCUCAUCAGGAACGAGAAGGACGGGAUCCUUAUUCCCAUCCCACAGUAUCCUCUCUAUACCGCAACGAUCUCCCUGAACGGAGGGCGGGCCGUGGGCUACUUCCUCAAGGAGGAGAAGGGUUGGAGCAUGGACCUCGGUGAACUCGAUCGUGCGUAUCAGGAGGCGAAGAAUCAGGGAACCAACAUUCGAGCAAUGGUGGUGAUCAACCCGGGGAACCCGACGGGACAGUGUCUGACAGAGGCGAACAUAAGGGAGGUUGUAAAGUUCUGUGAGCAUAACAAUCUUGUCAUCCUGGCGGACGAGGUGUACCAGACGCCCAUCUACGGCGAGACCCCGUUCACCUCCUUCAGGAAGGUCGUGACGGACAUGGGCAGCUCCGUUGAACUCAUCUCCUACCACUCCGUGUCCAAGGGGAUGAUCGGGGAGUGCGGGAGGAGGGGAGGGUACAUGGAGCUCCGCAACAUUGACACGGUCGUGCGGGAGCAGAUCUACAAGCUUGUCUCCAUCGGCCUCUGCUCCAACAUCGCGGGCCAGAUGAUGGUUGACCUGAUGGUGAAGCCCCCGCAGGAGGGGGAGCCGAGCUUUGCGCUCUAUCAGGAGGAGAUGAACAAUCUGCAGGAGUCGCUCACCCGCAGGGCACACAAGUUGUCGACCGCGCUCAACGCCAUGGACAACAUCUCCUGCAACGCCAUCGAGGGAGCCCUCUACGCCUUUCCCAAGAUCGACAUCCCCUACAAGGCUGUGCAGGCAGCCAAGGACUCCGGCAUGACGCCUGACACCUUCUACUGCGUUGAACUGCUCGAUGCCACUGGUAUCUGUGUGGUCCCGGGGUCAGGAUUCAGGCAGAAGAAGGGUAGCUUUCAUUUCCGCACCACCUUCUUGCCGAGCGAGGAGAAGAUGGACAUUGUCAUCGAGAAGUUGCAGAAGUUCAACAAGACCUUUGACACCAUCUACAGAUAG